CGUGCGGCGUCGCUCCCAUGGCAACCAAGGAACCAGCGGUCCCAGGCCCAGAGCGGCUCUCCCGGUCUGAGUAAUUCUAGGCCCGGCCCGACGUCCAGCCCGAGACGUUGGGUCAGCCGAGCCAGGAUGCCCAGUGAAACUCUCUGGGAAAUUGCAAAAGCUGAAGUGGAAAAACGGGGAAGUAAUGGAAGUGAAGGUGAUGGAGCUGAAACUGGAGAAAAAUCUGUUUUCUUCAUUGGCAGUAAAAAUGGGGGAAAGACUACUAUUAUUCUAAGGUGCCUUGACAGGGAUGAGCCACCAAAACCAACCUUAGCUUUGGAAUAUACGUAUGGAAGAAGAGCAAAAGGGCAUAAUAUACCAAAAGAUAUUGCUCACUUUUGGGAACUAGGUGGUGGAACCUCUUUGUUGGACUUAAUCAGCAUACCAAUCACAAGUGACACCUUACGGACAUUUUCUAUUAUUCUUGUUUUGGAUCUUUCAAAACCAAAUGACCUUUGGCCCACCAUGGAAAAUCUGUUACAAAACACAAAAAGUCAUGUGGAUAAAGUGAUAAUGAAACUGGGAAAGACAAAUCCCAAAGCAUCUUCUGAGAUGAGACAGAAGAUAUGGAGUAAUAUGCAGAAGGAUCACCCAGAUCGUGAAUUAAUUGACCCAUUUCCAAUACCUCUGGUUAUAAUUGGCAGUAAAUAUGAUGUUUUCCAGGAUUUUGAUUCUGAGAAGAGAAAGGUAAUAUGCAAGACACUUCGCUUUGUUGCACAUUAUUAUGGAGCAUCAUUAAUGUUUACCAGUAAAUCAGAAGCACAAUUACUAAAAAUACGUGGCGUUAUCAACCAGUUGGCAUUUGGCAUUGACAGAGGCAAAUCAAUAUGUGUGGAUCAGAAUAAACCACUGUUUAUCACAGCAGGAUUGGAUUCUUUAAGUCAAAUAGGAUCUCCGCCUGUUCCUGAUAAUGACAUUGGGAAGCUGCAUGCCCAUACCCCGAUGGAGUUGUGGAAAAAAGUAUAUGAAAAGCUCUUUCCACCAAAAAGUGUCAACACACUAAAAGAUAUCAAGGACCCUGCACGAGACCCUCAGUAUGCUGAAAGUGAAGUUGAUGAGAUGAGAAUUCAGAAGGAUCAGGAGCUGGAGCAAUACAAAAGAAGCUCUUCCAAGUCUUGGAAACAAAUUGACCUUGAUUCUUGAACCUGAUUCAACUAUCAAUAUUUAUUUUCCCUUUCCUAAAUACAAGUAAGACUUUCACUAAUUAGCUAUUGUAAUAAGAAAAUUUGUGUGAUUUCUAAAAGGAAAAGUGGAAUUUCAUAUAUUAGUGCAACUCCCUGGAUAUUUUAAAAUCUUUUAAAAGGAGAAAAAUGUUUAACUACAUGUAAUUUAAAAAAAAAAUUAAAAUAUUUUACUACCUAUCACUAACAUGUUUAGUAUA
Molecule: messenger RNA, 1420 nt
Organism: Talpa occidentalis (Iberian mole)
Lineage: Eukaryota; Metazoa; Chordata; Mammalia; Eulipotyphla; Talpidae
Gene: DYNC2LI1
Product: dynein cytoplasmic 2 light intermediate chain 1
Exons: 13
Coding region: 127-1182 (351 amino acids)
Biological process (GO): intraciliary transport involved in cilium assembly; intraciliary retrograde transport
Cellular component (GO): ciliary basal body; cytoplasmic dynein complex; axoneme
Molecular function (GO): dynein heavy chain binding
Source: RefSeq, a predicted model, not a curated record